This is a messenger RNA of Gracilinanus agilis (Agile Gracile Mouse Opossum), 1632 nucleotides long. It is a transcript of the gene CHRM5, whose product is annotated as cholinergic receptor muscarinic 5. Gene Ontology annotation, biological process: chemical synaptic transmission; G protein-coupled receptor signaling pathway, coupled to cyclic nucleotide second messenger; gastric acid secretion. NCBI's taxonomy places the organism in Eukaryota, Metazoa, Chordata, Mammalia, Didelphimorphia, Didelphidae. Gene Ontology annotation, cellular component: synapse; plasma membrane; dendrite. The record is from RefSeq and is a predicted model, not a curated record. The coding region runs from base 1 to 1632 and encodes 543 amino acids. The transcript has a single exon. Gene Ontology annotation, molecular function: G protein-coupled serotonin receptor activity; G protein-coupled acetylcholine receptor activity.
AUGGAAGUCACCCGUCCAGAACCUGUAAAUUCCAAUACACACACCAGAAUGGAAAAAGAUCCUUACCCCAAUGAAACCAUUGCCAACGGCACUCCAAUAAAUCACCAGCCUCUAUCAAAGCAUAGCUUGUGGGAAGUCAUCACUAUAGCAAUAGUGACGGCCAUAGUAAGCCUGGGCACCAUCGUAGGCAACAUCUUGGUCAUGCUGUCCUUCAAGGUCAAUAGCCAGCUCAAGACAGUCAACAACUACUACUUGCUGAGCUUGGCCUUUGCUGACCUCAUCAUUGGGAUCUUCUCUAUGAACCUCUAUACAACUUAUAUCCUCAUGGGGCACUGGGCUCUAGGAAGCCUAGCCUGUGACCUGUGGCUCGCCCUGGACUAUGUGGCAAGUAACGCUUCUGUCAUGAACCUCCUGGUCAUCAGCUUUGACCGCUACUUCUCCAUUACGAGGCCCCUGACCUACAGGGCUAAGCGGACUCCAAAGCGGGCAGGAAUCAUGAUUGGUCUGGCCUGGCUGAUCUCCUUCAUCUUAUGGGCUCCAGCUAUCCUCUGCUGGCAGUAUUUGGUUGGGGAAAGAAAAGUCCCACCAGGUGAGUGCCAAAUCCAGUUCCUCUCUGAGCCCACCAUAACCUUUGGCACCGCCAUCGCUGCCUUCUACAUCCCGGUGUCCGUCAUGACCAUCCUCUACUGCCGUAUCUACCGGGAAACCGAGAAGCGCACCAAGGACCUGGCGGAGCUCCAGGGUUCCGUUUCUGUGGCUGAAUUUGAGAUGAACAAGUCAACACGGAAGACCCUGCUUAAGUCCUGCUUCAGCUGCCCACAGCCAACCCGGGCCAAGAGGGAGAGAUGCCAGGCUUCCUGGUCAUCCUCGAGCAGGAGCACCUCCGCCACAGUGAAGCCUUCCCAGCCCACGGAUGCCAACAGUGACUGGGUCAAGGACGAACAGCUUACCACUUGCAGCAGUUACGCUUCCUCGGAGGAUGAGGACAAGCCCACCACGGAGGCAGCCUUCAGAGUGACCUAUAAGACCAAGGCAAAGGAAAGUCCAAAAGAAGAAUUCGGUGCUGCAGACGCCAAGGAAACUUUGGUGAAUGAUAACUACAAGACCCAGAAGUAUUUUCUGUCCCCAACUACCAUCCGUGGGGCCAAGAGUCAAAAAUGUGUGGCGUACAAAUUCCGGUUGGUGGUAAAAGCUGAUGGAACCCAGGAUGCUAAUAAUGGCUGUCAUAAGGUGAAGAUCAUACCUUGCUCAGUCCCUGUAUCCAAGGAACCUUCCACAAAAGGCAUGGAUUCCAAUCUCAGCAACCAAAUGACCAAGAGGAAGAGAAUGGUCUUAGUGAAGGAGAGGAAAGCAGCCCAGACUCUGAGUGCCAUCCUGCUGGCCUUCAUCAUCACCUGGACCCCCUAUAACAUCAUGGUGCUGGUGUCCACGUUCUGUAGCAAGUGUAUCCCCGUCACCCUGUGGCACCUGGGCUACUGGCUAUGCUAUGUGAACAGCACUGUCAACCCCAUCUGCUAUGCUCUCUGCAACAAAACCUUCAGGAAGACCUUUAAGAUGCUGCUCCUCUGCCGGUGGAAGAAGAAAAAGGUGGAGGAGAAGCUGUAUUGGCAAGGGAACAGCAAGAUGCCAUGA